Messenger RNA from Marmota flaviventris (yellow-bellied marmot), 851 nucleotides. The record is from RefSeq and is a predicted model, not a curated record. NCBI's taxonomy places the organism in Eukaryota, Metazoa, Chordata, Mammalia, Rodentia, Sciuridae.
UAUUCGGAAGAACGGGUGUGCGGCUUGAACAUGGGAAAGCAAAAGAAAACAAGAAAGUAUGCGACCAUGAAGCGAAUGCUUAGUCUCAGAGAUGAGAGGCUUAAAGAAAAGGAUAGAUUAAAACCAAAAAAGAAACAAAAGAAAGAUCCCAGUGCACUGAAGGAAAGAGAAGUCCCCCAACACCCUUCCUGCUUAUUCUUCCAAUAUAAUACACAAUUGGGCCCACCUUAUCAUAUCCUGGUUGAUACCAACUUUAUCAAUUUUUCCAUUAAAGCCAAACUGGACUUAGUGCAGUCAAUGAUGGACUGUCUGUAUGCCAAGUGUAUCCCUUGUAUAACUGAUUGUGUAAUGGCUGAAAUUGAGAAAUUGGGGCAAAAAUAUCGAGUGGCUUUAAGGAUUGCAAAGGAUCCCCGGUUUGAACGAUUACCAUGCACGCACAAAGGAACCUAUGCAGAUGACUGCUUAGUACAAAGAGUAACUCAGCACAAGUGUUACAUCGUGGCCACAGUUGACCGUGACCUUAAACGAAGAAUCCGGAAGAUCCCUGGAGUUCCUAUCAUGUACAUUUCUAACCACAGAUACAACAUCGAGCGUAUGCCAGAUGAUUAUGGAGCCCCUCGGUUCUGAUUCUUACAAGACAAAGUCCUCUAUCUUCCUUCGACCAACUUUCUCAGUUGCCAGUUCAGUAAACAUGCUAUAGAAUAUAGAAUAAUUCCUGUAGCAUGAAUUAUUUGCUCUGUUAUGAGCUAAAUAUGAUUAAAUAUACUCACUUCUUGAUGCUUUUUGAAAAUGAUAUUUUGUAGCCUUUAAAAAUUUGUUGCAUUUUUUAAAUAAAUCAUAUGUUCCAGUCA